This is a messenger RNA of Mizuhopecten yessoensis (Yesso scallop), 2540 nucleotides long. Its product is annotated as lactoylglutathione lyase-like. The transcript has 6 exons. Gene Ontology annotation, molecular function: lactoylglutathione lyase activity; metal ion binding. Bases 92 to 616 code for a protein of 174 amino acids. The record is from RefSeq and is a predicted model, not a curated record. Lineage: Eukaryota; Metazoa; Mollusca; Bivalvia; Pectinida; Pectinidae.
CUGAUAUAUAAAACCUCGUUUUCGAUUCAGCCUACACUCAUACGAAAGAUAACACAAUCGGCACCUCGAUCACUUUACAGACAAGUCUAAAAUGGCUCUCUCAGCGGAUGACACCAGCAAAGCAUGCUGUGAACCCGAUGAAGCGACAAAGGGAUUUUAUUUUCAACAAACAAUGAUGCGAAUCAAAGAUCCAAAAGCUUCCCUGGAAUUCUACACCAAAGUGAUGGGAAUGAGCCUACUGAAGAAAAUGGAUUUUGAGAGUAUGAAUUUUUCUCUAUAUUUUGUGGCCUAUGUUCCAUCCAAAGACAUUCCAGAUGAUGAAAAGGCUAAGACAAAGUUUUGUUUUGAUCAGAAAGCAACGUUAGAACUAACACAUAACUGGGGGACAGAAAAGGAUCCUGAUUUCUCUUACCACAAUGGUAAUUCCGAACCAAGAGGAUUUGGUCAUAUUGGAAUGGUGGUACCAGACGUUGAUGCAGCAUGCAAGCGCUUUGAAGAGUUAGGGGUGAAAUUUAUAAAGAAACCAAAUGACGGGAAGAUGAAAGGGUUGGCAUUUAUCCAGGACCCAGAUGGUUACUGGAUCGAGAUCCUUAACCCAAACAACAUGGCAGGUUAGAAAGGCGAUCCGGAGUAACUCUACAUCAGUAAUGCCACCAACUCCUUUCAGAGAGAGAGAGGCGCUCAUUAUCCAGUACCUACAAUGCCCUUUUAUCAAGAUUUCCAUUUACUUCCAUUAUUUUCAUGUCAUUAUAUUUUGACAGGAGUAGAAUUAUAAUCGUAUACCGGCUCCUUGUUUAAUGACUACUUGUAACUGAUAUACAUGUGUUUACUGGUAAUAGAUACAAGUGAACCUAUAUAGAAUCAAACACAUUUGUUAUAAAACUUUCCAUUGGGGAAAUAACUUAACUGUAAAGCUAUAACAGGCUGAAUGACGCAUACAUUAUAUAUGGUAUAAUUCCUAGUCAUUGUCAUGAAGAAUAAUGACAGUUGUUCCUGUCAAACCAAAUAAAUUGAUUUGAUUUAAAAUAUUUAUUUUUAAUCUGAAAAGAAGAGUAUUAUGAAACAGUGUGUUUAUAAUGCGGGUAAGCUGGUUGUAUUGUAUGAUAUACAGGCUGUGCCUGCAGGAUGCUGUCAUGCAAGAUGUGCAUGCAAUUGAUCUAUGCAAAGUUUCGCUUAUCUCCCUUACAUGUUUGUUGUGUAUAAAAAGGAAUCUGCCAUAGUAUGUUUCCAAUGUCCAUGCUAGUAUUAUUGUAAACAGAUUGAAAGAAUAUAUCAUUUUAAUCUACAUUCAUGUAGAUUGUAAGAAACUAUAUCCUGUAUAACUGUGUUCCUCUUUGAUAAAUAUCCAAGACUGAGAUAGCGUUUUUUGGUUCAGAGAUAAAAAUCUGAAAGUUUUAUUUAUUUAAUCAGUUAAUGUAUACUCCAGUGUGAAUAAAAGAGCUUUAAUGAUCAUGUAUUACCUGUGCACCUGUUUUAUGGGUAUGCUGUAUUUUGCUAGAUGAUUAUUUAGUGAUGCACUGUUAUGUGUGGACUAUUUAUAAAUGAAUAUGAAGAUUGUUCAGAUCAUGUUCUGCUAUUAAAUGUUAAAAUGGCAUAGGUGUAAUUAAGUUAUGAGUAUAUUAAUUAUGUGGGUUUUUUUGUGUGUUUCUUUGUUGUUGAUUUGAGUAGAUGUACACCACAUUUUCGCUAAUUCACCCACUUUGAUUUCUGAAAAAAUCAUCUGAUUUAAAGAAUGACUCGAUGAAUGUAUUGGUCUUCAAAUCAGUACUCAUCUCAAGAUAAAUGAUACACCUAAACCUCUUUAAGUGUACUCAAAUGAUCAACUUUGGGAAUUACUAGAGUGUUCACAAUGUAACAAUAUGUAUUGUUCAAAUUCGAUAUAGAUUAUAUGAGCAGACUUUUCCCCAGUGUUUUUAGCUCAAAAUGUUACCUGUACAAUUUACAUAGGUGUGUAAAACAGUUGUUUUUAGUGUAGGCAGCAUGCAUACAAAGCCAAAAGCCGAGUAUCCUCUGGCCCUAACACCAGACUUAAAAGUUUUGACAUACAGAUAUAUAUGUCAAAAUGUUCAAGUCUGGUGUAAGGGCUAGAGGAUACUUGGGCUAACAAUGCCAAAAGAGUGUUCCUGUUAAGUCAAAACAGUUACCAUGUGUAAACCUUCACAAGAAGGUGGAUCACAUGUUGACACUUUUAAAUGUAUUGUGGAUACCAAUGCAGACAACUCCUGUAUAUGAAUCGUUACUUGUAAUUGUACCAGUGUGUCUCCUAUUAUGUAACCCUAUUCCAUCCUAGUCUUUUCCUUUAAAUAGUUUUUAAAUAUAUAACACAAGUGCUAAAACUGUUGGAAUUUAAAGCCUUUCAAGAAUUCCGUUGUAUUUAUUCUGACUAAACUUUUAAGUGAUGUUUUGUGUUCAGCAUUGUUUUGUUAACACUAUUAUACAUGUACUUCAAUUAAUGAUUUUAUUCAAAAAGUAUCAUAUAUAUUUUCGUAUACCAGAUACUGACAAAACCUCUUUGUCAAAAUAAAAACUGUAUACAUUUU